AACUUUGGGGCGGGUCCAACAAGGGAGGACGCGUGCUUGCUCGAAUUUGAAUCCAGGCAACAGCUAACAACUUGUUGAGGCUUUAGCCAACUACACCAGCAAUUCAGAGACAGCGAGCAGUGCUGUAUCACUGUAGCACCUAUUCCGGUAACAUAUUCUGUAAAGUUUGAGUGUAGAAAUUAGCUCGCAUCUCCGUGACUUUUAAAUCGCUGCUCAGUGCUGUAACAUUAGCUGCAGGGAUCGCUGUUAAAGGAGGGACACUGGACAAGGCAAUGAAAGCGGGCGUCCACUGUCGUUGUUCAAAAUGCUACUCUGUCCCGGUACGGAAGCGGGUGCGUAAGCGAACCCCGGCCCUGACGCUGCUGUCCCUCCCCGAGGAGGUCCUCCUCUGCGUGCUCCAGUGCCUCUCUGCCGAGGACCUGCUGUCCGUCAGAGCCGUUCACUCCCAGUUGCGGGACAUUGUUGACAACCACUCCAGUGUGUGGGCCAGGGUCAGUUUCAGGGACACGUGGCCGUCCCCCGGCACCGUUUGGCUAUUUGAGAGAGCUGCCGAUAAAGGGAACUUUGAAGCUGCUGUGAAGCUAGGGAUCGCUUAUUUGUACAACGAAGGACCGUUGUUGAGCGACGAGGGGCGAGCUGAUGUCUGCGGUCGCAAGGCGUCCCACUUCUUCAGCCUGGCAGAGAGCCUGCGCGCUCCCACCACGGAUCCCUUCGUCUGGGUGUUCAUUCGCCCCCCGUGGUCACCCACCGGCAGCUGCUGCAAGGCCGUGGUGUUCGACCGCCUCAAGGCCGAGUGUGAAGACAACAUGGAGAAGAGAGGACCCUUGUUGCACUGCUUGGCCAGAGUUCUGCAGCUGUUUGAAGGCGACGAAAGACGCUCCGAGGCCAUAUCUAUGUUGGAGGAGUCGUCACAGGCCGGCUGUCUACAGAGCUCCUACAUGUUGUGGGAGCACAACCGGAAAAGCAGCAUGGCAGAUCCAGGCAGAUACCUCCAGUAUAUCCGAACCCUCAGGGACUAUGCAGGCAAAGGCUGCUGGGAGGCACAGCUCUCCUUGGCUAAAGUGUGCAGCGGCGGGAACCCGCUGGGCCUGGAGUCGAGGGCCUGCUCUGACCUGGUGGCUCAGCUCUUCGGUUCCUCCAACCCGGCUCCACAGCACUGCCCUCAGGGCGUCCUGAGACAAGGCAUUAAAGACACAAUGAGGUACAUCCUGGUGGACUGGCUGGUGGAGGUGACGACCAUGAAGGAUUUCUCCAGCCUGACGCUGCAUGUGACCGUAGGUUGUGUGGACCGCUACCUGGCGCUGCGCUCCGUCCCCAAAGCUCGCCUCCAGUUAUUGGGAAUCGCCUGCAUGGUGGUUUGUACACGCUACAUCAGUAAAGAAAUCCUGACCAUAAGAGAAGCUGUCUGGCUUACUGACAACACCUACAAAUAUGAGGACCUGGUUCGAAUGAUGGGGGAGGUUGUCUCUGUGCUGGAGGGAAAGAUCAGGAGCCCCACCCUGCUGGACUACGGCGAGGUGCUGCUGUCCCUGCUGCCCCUGGAGAGGCGCACCACCCACCUGUUCAGCUACAUCUGUGAGCUGUCGCUGCUCUACUCGGCUCUCUCCACACCACCGCCGUCCAAGCUGGCCUGCGCCGUGCUGCUGCUUGCCCGAGCGCUGCAUCACUACGCUCCGCUGUGGCCCAGCCAGUUAGUCGGCUACACGGGCUUCUCCAAGGAACACCUCGCCCCCCUGUCUGUGCUGCUGUAUGUCAAGUGUUUCAGUGAAGACGUUCCCAAAGAUUACAGGCACGUGUCCCUUACGGGUGUCAGGCAGCGGUUUGAAGAUGAGGCCUUCCAAAACAUCAGCAAAGAAAAGGUGAUGGAUUUUAAAGAGCUGUGUCAGAUCUUGGAGAUUCCUGAGGUGGAGCCUCAGAUGGAGCCUCCCAGUCCCACUGGUCAACCAGCCGACAUCCACACCUUCCUCGCCUCUCCAUCCAGCACCAACAAGAGGAGACGGGAUGACGCCAUGCAUGCCCACAGAGCCAGCUUCGUGGCCACACCCACCGCUGAGCUGUCCAAUCAGGAGGAGACGCUGCUCGGCAACAUUCUGGACUGGAGCCUGGACACUUCCUCUUCCGGUUAUGAGGGGGACCGGGAGGAGGAGAGCGAGGGGGAGACAGACUGCGAUUCCUCCAUGAUAUCCAUCAAACUGCCCUCGCUGGCCGACGCAGGCGAGAGACUAGAGCACUGCAGAGCCAUGUCCAGCGACGAGGACAGCUUCUCCGACGGGGAAAAGGAGGUGUGCAAGGAAGACGAGGAGUCCUUUUCCUUCACUACAGAGCUCAACAGUUCAGGGUACUCCUCUGUCCAGAGCGCUAGCCCCUCGUCCACAGGCUCCUCCUCCUCCUCCACCCUCAUGCCUGGCACGUUCAAGCCACUCGGCACUUCUCUGGGCACGGGCUCCGCCGACGGCCAGCCGGGCUUCCGCCUUUUGGUGCCCAUGCAGAGGCCCCGGGGCACCUCGAGCAAACAGGUGAAGAGGAAGAACUCAGCCGCUCACAGUGGAGGCGAGGUGGAAAGAGAAGAGGAGGAAGGACGCGAGUAUUCUGCUAUUGCAGGGUUUCUGAGCCUAUAGACGGGGGGGGGGCGCCUCCAGCUGAUCAGAGAGCCCUGCUCAGUUAUGAUCCUCCAGCACUUUUCUUCAGUUCCUCGAUGCUGUGCCUCACUCCUUUCAGUCUGCACUGAGCCGUCAAUUGCCAGAAGAUCAAGAGCCUUUCAAGUUCAGGGGAAACUAAUGGAAUUACAUGAAACCUUCUACCACAUUACAUUUUAUAUUUACAGUUUUACAUGCAUGGUACAAUGACAUACCUCACGUGAACUUAGACAGUUUGCUCUGAAACCACUGGAACAGAGCGUGACUUUCCUCAGGAACCUUUCUGUUGUCUUACCAGCCUUUCUACAGAAACCGAUCUCAGAUCAUGUCGAAUAUAUGAAGCCGCGUGGGCUUGUUUUCGGGGGAGAAAAAACAAAAAGUGUUCAUUGUCCAAAUCAUAUUGUGGUAAAAUCUCAAACACGGCUGUCAUCUUAUUGUGAUUGUUUUGGUUAUCAUAGUUUCUGAUAUGCACUGUCAGUACAAGACUUGUCUUGUAGUUGUUGAAUGUCAUCAGUAGGUGACUAUUCUCGUCUGUCUACAUCUGAAGCCUAAAAUAACGAUUGUGUGAACUCAUUUCCUUUUUAAUUCUGCGUGUGUUUGCCAAAGGUACUGUUGUGAUGUCACGUGCAACCGUCAACCGCCGUGAAAUGACUUUCUUGGUAGUGUUUGUCUUCUAGAGUGCAUCUAUACACCUGCAUUUUGGUCCAUGUUACUUGAGGACGGUCUUUUUAGACCUAAAGGUGUUCUCUCCAUAGAUUUUAGUGUGCAGAUGUCCAUCCUACAGGUUUGAGCCACAUUACCAUAUUAGGAAAAACUAAUAUAAACAUGUCUGCUGUUGAUGUUGACAUUACAUGUUCAGUAAGUGUUGCUCAUACUAGAAUUAUUCAUGCUCAACCCACUUUUCCACCAAUCUGAAUAAGGUCGAUCAAGUUUAUCAUCACCGAAGGAGGGUAAUUCAAUUCAACGUGACAUUUUCCCUGCUUGAACAAUCAAUACAAGUGUUUUGAAUGAAUUUGCUUUGCCCUCAUGGAGUGAAAGGGAACUCGGACACUAACGGAAAAUGUUUAACUGACGGGGGUUUUGAAAUGACUGUAAGCCACAGUACACAAUAUCAAAACGUCUGACUGACUGUAAAUACAUUUUAACUGUUACGCUAGGUUGGUUAUAACCCGUUUUAUUAAUGUACAUAGUACUAUAUGUAUACAUGGAGGAAGACCAGGAACUUGCCACUAAUACUUGAAAUUGUUUUCACUUGAUUCCAAAACGGCAGUUUUCUUUGAAUCUUUCUACCCUACAGUGUUUUCUCAACAGACCUGUGAUGUGAAUAUAUAAUUUUGUACUGAGUUUAAAUAAAAGAGACCAUCGUACAA
Molecule: messenger RNA, 4006 nt
Organism: Gasterosteus aculeatus aculeatus (three-spined stickleback)
Lineage: Eukaryota; Metazoa; Chordata; Actinopteri; Perciformes; Gasterosteidae
Source: RefSeq, a predicted model, not a curated record